Oncorhynchus kisutch (coho salmon) is the source of this 952-nucleotide messenger RNA. Its product is annotated as SLAM family member 9. The transcript has 3 exons. Lineage: Eukaryota; Metazoa; Chordata; Actinopteri; Salmoniformes; Salmonidae. The record is from RefSeq and is a predicted model, not a curated record. Bases 21 to 800 code for a protein of 259 amino acids.
CUAGGUGGGUGACUUAUCAAAUGUGUUACUGUGUUUCAGAUCUGAAGGCGGAAGUGAAGCCACUGCGAGGGAGAGAAGGGCAGACUGUCACGCUACACACGGGACUUGCCAAACUACAGAGUGACGCAAAGAUAUUUGGGCUAUUUGGGCCAGUCCGUCCAGAGAUAUUCAUUGUUGAGAGUCAGGCCUUCAGAGGAGAAAUUAUAACUGAGUACAAAGGGAGAUUCCAAGGCAGACUACAGCUGGACAGAGAGACUGGAUCUCUCACCAUCAGAAACCUCACCAUCAACGACACUGGACUUUAUCAGCUUCAAAUCAUCAGUGAACAGGUCACCUACCACAAUUUCAUUUUCACAGUCUACGCUUCAGUGCCUACUCCUAACAUCAGAAACACCCCACAUAAUCCCUCAGUAAACAGUCGGUUGGUCAGUGGGAGCUGUUCUGUGGUGUGUUCUGUGGUGUGUUCUGUGGCGAACGGGAAAGAGGUAACCUUGUCCUGGUACAGAGGAGAGGAGAAACUGAACAAUACAAGUAGUCCCCAUCAGGCCGACCUGUCUCUCCCUCUGGAAAUUAAAGGAAAAAACAGUGACACCUACAGCUGUGUAGCAACCAACCCUGUCAGUAACCAGACAACCAUACUCAGCAUUGAGGAGCACUGUCUGCAACAUGCAGACUCCAGUGACUGUGCCCGGUGCAUCACCCUGACUGAGUUGGUGGUGCGAUCAGUCCUGUCUGCCCUGGUGGCUGUGGCCACGAUCGCUCUGCUGGUUCAUCACUUCUGGCACAGAAGAAGCCCUUAGACUCAGACCUGACUCUCUGGGGUAUCACUAUUUAAAAAACUGUCCAUAGUUUUGCAUGGACUUGACCAGUGUGAUGAUAUUGCCAUUUACAUGAUGUAAAAAAUGUCAUGACAUAAUAAUAAGAAAAAACAAACACCCUUACCUUUCAUGAA